GCCGGACAGCGACAAUGCCUUUAGUAGGUAAUAAUCUAUGAGCAAGUGAUAUUGGUUAAAAUGAUAAGGUUGCAUCGACAUGAAGCUGCGAUUCUGUCGCUGGGUUGUUGGAUGGUUAUGUGUUGCAUUUCUUUCGCUACCUGCGAUGACGUCCUUAUGCUUCCGAACGUGCGUACUACUUUGGAUGAUUGUCAUUUACGAUUUCACAAAUUGACUGCCUUGAGCGCUGUGAAACCGAUCUUCGGAAUCCCAGCCGUGUUGAAGGAAUUCGCUCAUAUGGGCGCAAUUGGUUGGACUGAAAGUGACGGAACUAUUUCGUGGCGCUGUGGCGGAACUUUGAUCUGGUAUAAUUUCGUAAUGACGGCAGCACAUUGUGCUAUUGAUUCGAAUGGUCGCCAGCCUGAUGUGGUAAGAUUUGGCGAUUUGAACAUCUACAGUUCGGAAGAUGAUGAAUUUGCUCAACAGUUGAGUAUCAGUGAAAUUGUGAGACAUCCAGAACAUCGCUUUGCAGCGCAUUACCACGAUAUUGCAUUGAUAAAGUUGGAAAAGAAUGUAAGUAUUACUGACGUAGUUGCCCCUGCUUGUCUUUGGACUGACAACGAGGUCAGAUUCAAAGUGCUUGAAGCUGCUGGUUGGGGUAGAACAGGUUUUGCUCAGGAACAGACGCCAGUAUUGUUGAAGGUAUCACUGAAACCAAUCAACAAUACAGAAUGCAGUAGUUUUUACUCGAAAUAUUCCGAUCGUAGGUUGCGGAAAGGUCUUCAGGACCACCACAUUUGUGCAGUUGACGAGAAAAUGGACACUUGUGAAGGCGAUUCAGGUGGUCCGCUUCAAAUCAAGCUGAUGCAUAACGGAAGAGUAACACCUUUCAUAGUUGGCCUAACAUCAUUUGGAACAGUUUGUGGCUCUGCGUCUCCCGGAGUGUACACGAAAGUGUCAUCCUACCACGAUUGGAUUGUUGAUACUAUGAAAAAACACGGGGCGAGCGUCGACAAAAGCAUCUUUAAUGCUACGUUUUGUGCACUGCGGUUUGUACACGUUCGAGAAUUUGAAGAUUCUGUCAUCACGCACAAAAGCGAUAAUUAUACGUCCGUGGAUACUGAUUUGCGACAUAUGUUUAUCAGCUCAAUGCCAUCGCACUUAGUGAAACUUGCUUGGAGAGCGGAGGGACAUGAGAACUGUUAUGGUGUAGUUAUAGACGAAGUAACUGUGCUGACGGUGGCCCAAUGUGCAGCUUUUAAUGGACAACCAGUCACACAUAUUCUGUUUUUGGGUACGAAUGAGAUGAACGUUUCUAUGGUACAUAUCCAUCCAAACUACAUUGAGGGUUCCGGUUAUAGCAACAUUGCUAUUUUGUCUUUGGAACAGUUACUUCCUCUUGCAUACAUCCAACCGACAUGCAUUUGGCAUGAUCAUAAUGUUCGCUACGAAAAAACCUAUGUAUUUGGGUUCGGCCGAGCGGACAUCAAUAGAAUAUUUUCUCCUGGUGAAAUUAAUUCAAGUAUUGCGAUUCUUCGACCACUUGUAACCUUCAAGAAUUCAUCGACCUGCAUAAUAUCUACCAAUUUUACUGAUCGGUUACGGAAGGGUUUAGCGAGUGAACAUAUUUGUACUGGAAAUGAUUUCUUCUUAGUACCGAAGUCAUGCGAACUAAUGAUUGGAGGGCCAAUAGACGAUGAAAUAGGAAUAGCCAACAAUCUCUACCCGCUAACUAUUGGAUUGAAUCAGUUCGGAAGAGAUUGCGGCUUUGGUGAACAUUCGGUUGCUAUUGGUCUAGCGAGCCACGUUGACUGGAUGAAAACAGUAUUACUGAAGAAUUAUGAUGUUGGCGGGAGUUCGUUGCAAUUCCUCGAUCCCGAUCUACAUUUAGGCGAUUCCUGUAUCAGUGAUGAAGGUAAAAAGGCACAGUGUGUAGUCGCUUCGACGUGUUCACGAAAAUGGAAUCAAUUUCUUUCUGCGCGGAAUAUUAAUUUUUGCUCUUCAACCUCUGUGAUUUGUUGUCCGUUAGAGGAUAUUGAAAAUGAUAUAGAAAUGCAUCCGGAUAUCGCAACCUGUCCAGAUAUUGUGAGAAAUCUUGGAUAUACGGUUGAAAACGGUUCUUUGGUCAUGAUAGGUUGGAUGGACAACACUACUAUUGAUUUCAGAUGUAUGGGUACCAUAAUUACGAAAAGUUUGAUUUUAACCACAGCCAGUUGUAUUGGACUAAAGGUGCCGUCUUUUGUACAACUUCUGGCAUUGAACGAAUCUGAGCCAAAUUUGAGAGAAGUAGAAAGUCGACUUAUUCAUAGUGGUUACAACUUCACUGACAAUAGCAACGAUAUCGCUCUGGUAAGAUUGAGACAGCCCCUCGAAUGGAAUUUUUCUGUGUUUCCAUCGUGCUUAUGGACUAAUAGAACGCAUACCCCUUUGGUAUUGAGUAUGGUUUACCCGCAUGGUAUCGACCCAAUCGUAAUGCUUGAUCAGCUAGUAAUAGCUAUGUAUAACUCGGAUUGUCAGCGAGCCCUUAACAGCACUUUGCACGAUUCACAGAUUUGCGCAAGAUAUCCUGGAUUUAUAAGUUCGUGCGUUUACGCACCAACCGUUUUGCAAUGGUAUCGUCACGAUUCAGUACAAUUUGUAAUUGGUUUAGCAUCAGUUGAUUUAGAAUGUGGCUACUGGGACUAUAUGCUAUUUACUAGAGUUUCUUCCUUUAUAAAUUGGAUAGGACAAGCUAUUGUUGAUUAAAAUAACUUUGCAAUCUCAUAGAUACCGGUUUUACGAGGGCGCCAGUACACUAUCUCGUCGAUUGUUAUUUAAAAGUAUAGCAACAGCUUAACUUUUUCAAAUUAUACAUUUGCAUACUUA
Topomyia yanbarensis is the source of this 2844-nucleotide messenger RNA. RefSeq lists its product as uncharacterized. Gene Ontology annotation, biological process: proteolysis. Bases 61 to 2724 code for a protein of 887 amino acids. The transcript has 12 exons. The record is from RefSeq and is a predicted model, not a curated record. Gene Ontology annotation, molecular function: serine-type endopeptidase activity. NCBI's taxonomy places the organism in Eukaryota, Metazoa, Arthropoda, Insecta, Diptera, Culicidae.